Molecule: messenger RNA, 777 nt
Organism: Pollicipes pollicipes
Lineage: Eukaryota; Metazoa; Arthropoda; Thecostraca; Pollicipedomorpha; Pollicipedidae
Product: cuticle protein 19-like
Exons: 3
Cellular component (GO): extracellular matrix
Source: RefSeq, a predicted model, not a curated record
UACCACCCGGAGCCCCAGUACAAGGAGGAGGCCAAGCCGUACGCCUUCGACUACGCCGUCAACGACCACUACUCGGGUGCAAACUUCGCUGCCAACGAGAACAGCGACGGCAAGCAGACGUCCGGCUACUACAAGGUGGCUCUGCCCGACGGCCGUGUCCAGACCGUGAACUACGUCGCUGACCACUACGGCGGCUACAACGCCGAGGUCACUUAUGAGGGAGAAGCCCAGUACCCGGAGUACAAACCCGCCCCUGCCUACAAGCCCGCCCCGGCUCCUUACAAGCCCGCUCCGGCUCCCUACAAGCCCGCGGCGGCACCAUACACACUUCGUCAGGAGCCGGCCUAUGAGCCCUCCCUGGACCGUUCAGCCGUAGUCAAGCAGCCCAUUCUGUACGAUUCGGAGCCGCAGUACAACGGGCAGCCGAAGUCCUACGCCUACGACUACAUCGUCAACGAUCAGUAUUCCGGAGCCUACUUCUCCCAGAAGGAGGAGAGCGACGGCCACAGCACCCAGGGGUACUACACUGUGGCUCUGCCCGACGGCCGUAUCCAGCACGUCAAAUACAUCGCCGAUAGCGAAGGUGGUUACAACGCCGAGGUCACCUACGAAGACAGCGUUUCCAGCCGUCUUGACCUCGCUGCGCCCGAGAACCCGCCCGGUGUAGCGGAGCCCGACCCCGUGGAGUACCCGCGAGACGCUCCCUACAGCCCUCCAGAGAGCUAUCGCGCCUCGACGGCAUACGAGCCGGAACCGCAGACGGCCAUUCUGAUGUAA